This is a messenger RNA of Boleophthalmus pectinirostris (great blue-spotted mudskipper), 1062 nucleotides long. It is a transcript of the gene mkxa, whose product is annotated as mohawk homeobox a. The transcript has 6 exons. The coding region runs from base 1 to 1062 and encodes 353 amino acids. Gene Ontology annotation, biological process: muscle organ development; cell development; regulation of transcription by RNA polymerase II. The record is from RefSeq and is a predicted model, not a curated record. Gene Ontology annotation, cellular component: nucleus. Gene Ontology annotation, molecular function: DNA-binding transcription factor activity, RNA polymerase II-specific; RNA polymerase II cis-regulatory region sequence-specific DNA binding. Lineage: Eukaryota; Metazoa; Chordata; Actinopteri; Gobiiformes; Gobiidae.
AUGAACACCAUCGUCUUUAACAAACUGAGCAGCCAGGUCCUGUUCGAGGAGAAGGCUCAGGAGGUGGAGAUGAGCAGCAGAAACUACCUGGAGGUGAUGGACGGCCAGCAUCCGGACCUGCUCUCCGUCAACCCGGGCAUUCGAGACAGCCAGGCCAACAGGCACAGGCGCAACGGUGGACGUCCGAGCGGAGGGAAGGUGCGGCACAAGCGUCAGGCGUUACAGGACAUGGCCCGGCCGCUCAAGCAGUGGCUGUACAAGCACCGGGACAACCCCUACCCCACCAAGACCGAGAAGAUCCUGCUGGCCCUGGGCUCGCAGAUGACCCUGGUGCAGGUCUCAAACUGGUUUGCCAACGCCCGGAGGCGGCUGAAGAACACAGUGAGGCAGCCCGACCUGAGCUGGGCUCUGAGGAUCAAACUCUACAACAAAUACGUCCAGGGCAACGCCGAGAGGCUGAGCGUGAGCAGUGACGACAGCUGCUCUGAGGAUGUGGACAACCCUCAGAGGACACAGAACGGCCCCGAGGAGCUGAACAAACCCAUGUACCCGAGUGUGAUCAAGAAAGAGGGCUCCUCCAGGGUGGGCAUGGCCAUGGGGAUGGGCGCAGGGCUCCGGGCCGCCGCAGAGCCAGAGGACUAUGUGUCUCCCCCUAAAUACAAAAGCAGUCUGCUACACCGCUACCUGAACGACUCGCUGCGCCACGUCAUGGUGGCCAACGCCGUCAUGGACGCUCGCCGGAGGAACCACUCGGGCUCCUUCAGCUCCAAUGAGUACGACGACGAGCUGCUGUCGCCCUCCUCCUCUGAGGCCGAGGCCAACUUUGUUUAUCGCGCUGAUACAUUAUAUAACGGCAGCAGUGGGGGGGCAGCGGCGCACAGGCACAGGGUGAAGGGCAGAGAUGAGACGUACUGGAGGGAGAUGAACGCCGCCAUGGCCCUGACCAACCUGUCCCAGACCAGCAGCGACAGCCCCCCCGGCACCACCAGCUGCAUCAUCCAGAAGUCCUCUCACAUAGCAGAGAUCAAGACUGUCAAAGUGCCACUCAUGCCCAAGUACUGA